GAAGACACUGAACGAAUAUGGAUCAAAUGAAAACGUAUUGAGUAUCGUUGAAGAGUUUGUCAAGGCUACUGCUUCACAAAUCCAGGAGAGGUUUGAAAAACUUCAAGAAAUCAAAAUGCAGAGUGUAAACAAGGAUUCUAAAGAUUGCCAUUGUAGAGGAUGUGAAUCUGAUGGGAUGUGUUUGGAGAAAGGCUUGAGUGCCAGUUCACGAUCUUUGGAUAAUCUUUUCUGUCGUCAUUGCUUUAUCUUUAAUUGUCCUGUGCAUGGAAAUUUUCAACCUUUAGUAUAUCCUACGGAAAAGCAAAAACCUUGGUCUGGACAUGAAGGUGACAGACAACAACCAUGUAGCGAUCAAUGUGCCCUUCUGGUAUUCUUCUUUUUCUUUCUCUGA
This is a messenger RNA of Vigna umbellata (rice bean), 391 nucleotides long. Lineage: Eukaryota; Viridiplantae; Streptophyta; Magnoliopsida; Fabales; Fabaceae. The record is from RefSeq and is a predicted model, not a curated record.